Molecule: messenger RNA, 1312 nt
Organism: Xylona heveae TC161
Lineage: Eukaryota; Fungi; Ascomycota; Xylonomycetes; Xylonales; Xylonaceae
Product: galactose oxidase
Exons: 3
Coding region: 1-1110 (369 amino acids)
Molecular function (GO): protein binding
Source: RefSeq, a predicted model, not a curated record
AUGUCCUGGUUCAAGGUUCCAAAAUCUACUUCGGCGUUCAACUUCAAACCCGACCCGCCCGCGCCUCCGCCCGAGCCUGCCUACCAGCCGCGGGCUAAACGACAUCCACCCACACAACUUCCUGCUCUAUACGACGCCGAAAAAGGGCCAAAAGUUGAGCCCGCGCCGCCCGGGGCCAUGUACUGGUCGCGCGCCCGUAGCCUGGGUCACGACCGCCUGCCUGUACGCGCGCAUGCAAUGUGCACCGUGGGCAGCAAUAUCUACGUAUUUGGCGGAUGCGACUCCAAAGCGUGUUUCAACGAGCUCGCCGUUCUUGACGCAGACUGCAUGUACUGGACCACGCCACCCUGCCAGGGCACGAUCCCGCUUCCGCUGCGCGCAAUGACAAUGAACACCGUAGGCAAGAAGAUUGUCAUUUUUGGCGGUGGCGACGGGCCUUCAUAUUUCAACGACGUAUAUGUCCUCGAUACGGUCAAUCUGCGAUACAAGAAACCCAAAAUCAACGGGCCCCAGCCAUCGAAACGCCGCGCGCAUACCGCCUGCGUGUACAAGGGCGGAUUAUACGUGUUUGGCGGCGGAGAUGGCGUGCGCGCCUUGAAUGAUGUGUGGAGAUUGGACCUUACGGAUCUCAAUCGCGCAACGUGGAAACUCAUCAGUGCUGGGUCUUCAUCCCGAUACCAUACGGCGAAUAUGGUCGGCUCGAAACUCAUUGUCUACGGCGGCUCAGAUGGUGUAGACUGCUUCCGCGACGUGUGGAUAUUUGAUGUCGAGACGCUGGUUUGGAAAAGCGUCAAUAUCGAAGUGUCUUUUCCGCGACUGAGUCAUACCGCGACCGUUGUGGGGAGUUAUUUGUUCGUCUUUGGUGGCCAUGACGGUGUCGAGUAUUCAAACGACUUGCUGCUACUUAAUCUCGUGACUAUGCAGUGGGAUAAGAGAAAAGUAUAUGGUGCGGCGCCCAGUCCGAGGGGGUAUCAUGCUGCUGUCCUGUACGAUUCAAGGCUCUUCGUUGUCGGAGGAUACGAUGGACGCGUGUUUGACGAUACUUUCCUGCUCGACCUCGGCAUCAGCGCGUACUACUCACAGAUAUCAAAUUUUACAAUUGACGUAUAACGCAUUUCUGGUCAUGUAGUAUAGACUUGAACGAAUAAUGCCAUUUCCAUCUCUUUUCUCUUUUUCUCUUUUGCAUAUUCUCCUCUCCCCGUUUCUUCGUUUCUCAAUUUCCUCAUUAUUUUGUCUGUGCAAGCCACAUCAUCCAUCCUCCGUCCUCCAUUUUCAUGUCCAACUAUACCGUCAUUUAAACCCACAGCAGCCC